Molecule: messenger RNA, 1325 nt
Organism: Pyrus x bretschneideri (Chinese white pear)
Lineage: Eukaryota; Viridiplantae; Streptophyta; Magnoliopsida; Rosales; Rosaceae
Product: heavy metal-associated isoprenylated plant protein 47-like
Exons: 3
Coding region: 199-423 (74 amino acids)
Source: RefSeq, a predicted model, not a curated record
UGCAUUCACACCAUCAGACGAAAUCACAAACAGCUGUACUAGAAUGGUGGACCCUAUAAAAGAAACCUACACUGAUCAGUUUUCUCUUCACUCGCAUUCUUACAGAAGAAGAACAUCCAUCCAUAUACGACAUACGACUAGAUCUUCUUGGAAAACCCAAAAUCUUGGUUUUGUUCAGUACUAAUACUAGUGGAGAAUAUGAAGCAAACCAUAACCAUUGAGGCGCAGUUUAGAUGUGCAAAAUGUCGGUCCAAGGCCAUGGAAAUAGCUGUUGCAGAAGACGGUGUAACAUCAGUGGCCUUUAAGGGGGCCAAUAGAGAUCAACUGGUGAUUACUGGAGACGGAGUUGAUGCAGCGGGGUUGGCCAAGUCAUUGAGGAAGAAGCUUGGCCAUGCAGACUUGCUGAGUGUAGAAGAAAAGUGAACCAUAAAAAGAAAACAAAAUCAUGCAUGCAUAUGAUACAAGAGAAAAACUUUCUGUCACCACCCUCACCAGUUGGAAUUCUACAUCAAUAAGCCACCACGAACGAGUGCUUGAACCAUUUUGUACGAUAACUUGCAUCAUUUUCGGGGAAAGGACUGUUUGUUCGGAAGUCAUAAUCGUAUUUUAAAUUUAGUACUAGAUUUGUGGUUUAACAUUUAAUGUAACACCAACUAGUUUGUUUGUUGGGAAGUCAUAAUAUUUUGUCAAAAAAAAAAAAAAAAAAAUCUCUCUCUCCCCUUUCAAAAAAAAAAAAAAAAAAGAAAAAAGAAAAAAAGAAAAAAAGUAAAAAAAAACCAUAGCCUACUACCUUGACUGAUUUUGUGGCUGCACGGACUAGUGCACUCGGAUCUAUCAACUCCACUUUAUUAUGCGUUUCGGAUCUGGCAUCUCCUGCCUUAUGCGAUUAGAUCUUAAGGUUGGGGCUGGUGCCAUUGGAUUUGGUGGUUAGCUGCGUUAUGCGAUUAGAUUGUAGGGUGCUUGACGUGUGGAAAGCGAAAUCCACUAGAGCGGUGAAGUUGCAGGGGGUUCUUGCCAUGAGUGUCCUUGUCCUUCACUAAGAUGAGUUGACCAGUGGAAACCAGAAUCUCAUUAGAGCGGCGAAGUUGCAAGGGGCCUUGGCAUGAGUGUCCUUCUCCUUUAUGGAGAUGAGCUGACCAGUGGUUCCUUUCUCGGAGUUGUGCAGUUGUGUUUUGCUCGCCUUGUUGGUGUCAUGGUCGUGUUGUCGUGAUGCCAGAUUUGGUCUUCCACUUUGAGCGAUGAGUUAUGUGGUAACGUAUGUCAAUGAUAACUUGAUGUGGUCUAACUCUACUGCAAUAACUUUAUGUGGCCUCACUAUUUAGCGA